UGCAAAACGACGUCGUGUGGAGGAAUUCAAUCUCAGAAUGAAUAACGAGACGUUGAAUCCAACCAUCUUCACCUCUAGAACACUUGUUGUUCUGAAACUUGAGAAAGUAGAAGUUGAAGCUGCAACUUUAUAUGUUGAUCUUCCAUCUCUCAAAACCCUACAUUUGAAAUUUGUCCGUUUUGAAAAUCAGAAUGAUAUCAAAAGAGUUCUUAACGCUUGUCCUAAUCUACAAGAUCUGCAUACUUGUUAUCCUAGCUUUAUAAGACGCGAGGAGAAUAAUGAAGAUGGAGAGUUCAAAUCAUUGUUCUUGUCUAAAUUGGUUAGAGCUGAAGUUGGUUCAAUCGAUGUUCCGUUUAAUUCGAUUUGUAAUGUCGAGUAUUUGCGCAUGAUCAGGGCACAGGAGCCAUCUUUGGAGAUGAAUGUUGAAGAGAUCUUCAAAGGCAUUCCGGUGUUUCGAAACUUAAUUCAUGUUGAGUUAUGGUUUUAUGGAUUCUUUCAUGGUUGGGAUGGUGUAGUAGAAUUGCUCCGGCAUUGUCCUAAGCUUCAAAUUCUUUUCAUUAGAAAGUGGAAUACCGGCUUAUCCAAGGAUUGGGACUGCCCAAUAUUGGAUCUUGAAUGUGUUUCGUCUCACCUUAGAUCAUGUACUAUUUUAAAUUUUGAUGGCUCGGAGAAUGAUCUUCGAUUUUCAAGGUAUAUUUUGCAGAAUGCGAGGAUUUUACAAGAUAUGACGAUCAAUGUUACUACUAGCUCCUCAAAUGGAAUGCAAAAGCAUCAAGUUAUUGAAGAAUUAUCUUCCUGUCUAAGGAUGUCGCGGGGAUGUGAACUUUCAUUUGAAUUUAAGUAGUCUACUAGAAUUAUCAUUAUUGUUUCUCAUUAGUACCUAUUAUGCAACAAGUAAAUUUGAUGGUUUGGUGAUUUUUUUUGUAUGGUGGAAUUCUAGGGAAGACAACCAUUGUUGCUUGAAAUCGAUUCUGUUCUGAUGCUUUUAAGACAGUUUUAUUUUGCUCUGAUGCAUUGAAAGUGAGAAUAUUCCAUGUCUUGUAUUAGAAGUUAUCCUCCUAUUGUCAGAGUUGUUUGAUUGUGAUAUUCUAAUUGUUUUCACACAUGUUGCUGCAACUAUUAUCCUUUCUUUGAAGUUGAAUAAUCUCCUCUCUUCGAAUUUUUUUGAUGUUGAACUAUUCUUAACCAACUACCUUAUAUUGUACUUUCUUUUUCUAGAAUUGAGUACUUCUUUGAAUUUUGUAUCCCUAUUCAACUUAACUGAUUUGUCUCUGUCCCAUUUACUUAUUUGGUCCUGCGACAUCGGCACAUUUAUCCUAUAACCUUCAUAGCUGAUACACGUUUGAAGAAACUCUAAGCUGAGCGGCUUCAAGUUUCUUAUCAUGUGGCAUUGCUCAAUCCCCUAUAUGUUUCUUGUAAUAUCGGUGGGGGUCAACCCAAGUAUAAGGGACAUUUUGGACCCUUAUUGGAAAGCCGAAGAGUGAUUAUGUUGAAUGUGGUUCUAACUAACAUUUCA
Molecule: messenger RNA, 1516 nt
Organism: Vicia villosa (hairy vetch)
Lineage: Eukaryota; Viridiplantae; Streptophyta; Magnoliopsida; Fabales; Fabaceae
Product: F-box/FBD/LRR-repeat protein At5g56420-like
Exons: 2
Coding region: 38-844 (268 amino acids)
Source: RefSeq, a predicted model, not a curated record